AUGGCCAAAUUUGGGGUGCCCAACGAGCUGAGCUCGGUGUACCAGGUGACCUGCGACGGGGCGUGGGGGCCGAGGGGAAAGGGGGCGAAGCUGACGGUGCAACUGACCUGCAGCGAGUACUGCCGAUGCGGUGAAGAGCUGCACCAAACCCUCUGUAGGAACACGCCACAGGAUGGGGAGAGCCGGCUGUUCCGGGGGUCGGCGUGGGCUGGUGCUUUGUACAGGGACUUUGUCACGGGGGGGAAGUCCGGGGCCAAGCAGAGGCUGGUGCUGACCAACGACAUGAACAUGCAUCCAAUGCGCCGCCACCUGACCUACCAGCAGCUGUUCGCCAAGUAUUCGGAGGAGCGCCGGCUGGACGGGCCCACGCUGGGGGAGGUGCUCCAGACGCGAGCGCAGCGCCGGGUGGUUGUCAUGGACGAUUUCGAUUCCAUGGGGUGCGAGGUGGCGCCCGGUACUUGGUGCGAGCCGCUCAAGCCGGGGGAUGUUGAUGCCGCCUUCGACUACCACCAGACCACGACCAGCGUGGGGACGGAGGCGGGCAGCAUGAAGAACGCCGCGGAGAUGGACGCAUACAUCCAACUCUUCCAGCUUUGCGACGCGUCCGCGCACCCCUUGGAGGCCAGCAUGAGAUGCCGGAAGACGGGCGUGGACGUGGAGUGGGUGGAGAAGGCCCUGCUGGUGGCCUUCGCCGAUCCGGCCAACACCCUCCGCCGAGGAUUCAUAUGGCACCCUAUCAAGUCCAGCCCGCGCAGCCCCAGCAACCCGGUCAAGAUCCUGGCCGAAAUGGACCCGGAAGCCCGCCGUAGAACCGUCUAUGUGGCCCCCCUGGACUUGAUACACCGAGUGACCACGGCUGGCUACCCCGAAUCGUACGCUCCGGGGUAUAAAGGAGAGGGCGGGGGCAGAAGGGACAUCCCCUUCUUGUUCAGCUACCCCGUGGGCGCCGAUGAGGUGAGGCUGGUGGAGGGCAAGGCGGCGGUUGUGGGCACGCUGAGCCUGGACAUGGUUUCCGGGGCGAGCGCGGGGGCGACCAAUAAUAUCGUGCUGGUGCAUGAGGCCUUCAGGUCGCUAGGAUCUUUCGACGGGGAGGGGGCCGUGAAGAAGGCCGCCGCCGCGGCGGGGGCGCCGCACGAGGCCAUACUCAACGAGCUGUGGAUGCCCAAUCCGCAUGUGCGCAACACCACUCACCAGUUCAGCUAA
Messenger RNA from Ostreobium quekettii, 1203 nucleotides. Lineage: Eukaryota; Viridiplantae; Chlorophyta; Ulvophyceae; Bryopsidales; Ostreobiaceae. The record is from the annotation of a GenBank genome assembly.